AUGGAGAUGCUUUGUUGUGGCGCUCACGGGUUGAGCUUGUUGUUGACAGCUACUCAAGGGUCCAAAACCCGCACCCUACUCUUCGAUACCGGACCGACAGAAUCCAUCUUCACAGCCAAUGCAAAGCGUAUUGCCCCCCCUCUCCAAGACAUCUACCACAUUCACCUCAGCCAUUGGCACCGCGAUCACUCGGGCGGAAUGCUCGCCGCAAUCCAAAUGAUUCAAGAUGCAAGAUCCAGCUCCAGUUCGAACUCUCCCACCCCCCUUGUCGUCGACCUCCACCCUAAUCGCCCCGUCUAUAGGGGUGUCAAAACGCCCAUAGGAACACUGUCUCUCGAAGCUGAUCCGACGUUUGAAGAGAUUGAGAAGAGAGGAGGAGUGGUGGAGAAGAACAGGAAUGUACAUGAGGUUCUGGAAUCCUCGUUUUUGGUUUCGGGGGAGAUACCCAGGGUUACAGAGUAUGAGCAUGGGAUUCGGGGCGGGGUGAGGUUUGAGGACGGGGUAUGGAGGACGGAUGAGUUGAUUGCGGAUGAGAGGUUUGUGGUUUGUUGGGUUAAAGACAAAGGCCUUGUGCUCUUCACAGGAUGCUCCCACGCCGGCGUCAUCAACUGCGCCAAGCAUGCCCUAACCCUCACCAACAAUGCCAUCCCUCUGUACGCUAUCGUUGGCGGAUACCAUCUCGCAGAUGCGGACGAAGAGCGGAUUAAAGCGACGGUAAGGGACUUGAAGGAUUUGGAUGUUAAGGUACUGAUGGCCGGACAUUGUACGGGGUGGAGGGCUAAGUUUGAGAUUGAGAGGGAGAUGAAGGGGAGUUUGGUGCCGAGCUUUGUUGGGAUUAGGACUAUGGUUUGAGGGAAUGGUAGGGACACAUAGGAUUAAGGGAGAAAGAGUGAGUGGGCGAG
Messenger RNA from Lindgomyces ingoldianus, 902 nucleotides. RefSeq names its product metallo-beta-lactamase superfamily protein. NCBI's taxonomy places the organism in Eukaryota, Fungi, Ascomycota, Dothideomycetes, Pleosporales, Lindgomycetaceae. Gene Ontology annotation, molecular function: transferase activity. Bases 1 to 852 code for a protein of 283 amino acids. The transcript is spliced from 3 exons. The record is from RefSeq and is a predicted model, not a curated record.